AUGCAGCACCAAAACGAUUAUGAUCUUUUGAUCAUUGGUGCAGGAUGGUACGGGCUUAUUGCCGCCUACACAUACCUCCAGCUAGCUCCCAAGAGCAAGUUCCUCAUUCUCGACGACGGUGACUCCAUUGGCGGCGUCUGGAACUCAGAGCGCAUCUACCCGAAUUUGUUCGCCCAAGUUGGCCACGGCUUAUUCGAGUACAGCUUUUAUCCGAUGAGGAAGGAAGGCCUUACCGAGGACCGAUAUAUCUCAGGAAAGACAAUCCACGAUUAUCUCCAUUCUUUUGCAGAGGAAUACAAUCUUGUCCGUCAUAUACGGUUGCGCACUACGGUUACUGACGCACGGAAGAACGGAGAGAAAUGGACUCUCCAACUCGAUGACAGGAGUAAGACGUCUCAGUGUCAGGUCUCGGGGACGAAACUUAUCGUGGCGACGGGCGUCACUAGUGGUCCCUAUAUCCCUGAGUUUCCAAAUGAGGGUUUCGUCAAGCCAAUCAUCCACUCAUCACAGAUAGGCCCUCAACUGGAAUCCUUGACGGGCCCUGAAGUCCAGCGUGCUACCGUUCUAGGUGCAGCAAAGUCUGCCUAUGAUACGGUCUUUCUCUUGCUGAAGGCGGGGAAGCAAGUGGAAUGGAUCAUUCGUGAAGAUGGCUCGGGGCCCCUGGCAAUCAUGCCGCCGCGACUGGCAGGAUUGCUUAACACCGUCGAUGUCAUGGGAACUCGCGCUCUGGCGUCCUUCAGCCCAGCGAUCCUCAACACUUCUGGGAUAUGGUACCGGUUCUUGCAGAAAACAGCCCCCGGGAACUUCCUGACCAAGAUAUUCUGGAGGCUCGUUGCCUUUAUCGCCGAGUGGCAAGCCGGAUACCACAAAUCCCCUAAUGCAGAGAAGCUCAGACCGAUCCCGAGCGGUUAUGGGAUCUUUUGGGCGAACUCUGGGCUCGGGCUCGCCUCAGCCCCUGAUUUCUGGAAGGUAUUCCACUCCGGCCAAGUAACGGUUCAUCGAACAGAAAUUGCAGGGUUUUUCAACGGCAACCAAGUACAUUUGAAAAGCAAGCAGACGCUAGAAACCGACCAGGUCAUCCUGUGCACGGGCUGGACCGACAACCUGGGCCUGUUCAAUAAGAAGACCCGCGAGGAGUGGGGGCUUCCAUCCACGGCUGAUAGGAGCGAGAAGUGGACCAAGCUGGAUGUCGAAGCAGACCGGAUCGUGUGUGAAAUACUGCCAUUCCUGGCGAAAAAUGCCCCGGAAACCAGAACCAGUUCUUCGCAUUCCAGGCCCUGGCGACUUUACCGACGUCUCAUCUCCCCGCGCAUGGCGGCCAAAGGAGACCGAUCUGUCUUCUUUCCUGGGCAGAUCCAUAGUGUCUACACGCCCCUUGUAGCGGAGAUGCAGGCGCUGUGGGGCGUGGCAUUCCUGACUGGGAAGACUAGAGCUCCCAGAUCAGAAUACAAUGGAGAAAGAAGUGGCUCUGUGGUGCGCGUGGACUCGUCGAAGGUACUUUUCUUCUCACCUCCCGCAUCAUCAGACGUUGGAGACGUGUUUCUGACUUCGUCGCGAGUAGAUAUCUCGAGCAAGGGCGCCGGCAUUCGUAUUCAAUUUACGACUAUCUUGCGGUAG
Penicillium chermesinum is the source of this 1617-nucleotide messenger RNA. RefSeq lists its product as uncharacterized. The transcript is spliced from 3 exons. The record is from RefSeq and is a predicted model, not a curated record. The coding region runs from base 1 to 1617 and encodes 538 amino acids. NCBI's taxonomy places the organism in Eukaryota, Fungi, Ascomycota, Eurotiomycetes, Eurotiales, Aspergillaceae.